AUAUAUACGUAAAUGUACAUAUGACAAUUAUAUAUUUCACAAUCACGCAAAAUUCAAAAUAAUGGACGGAGAUCUUAUUUGUAUUCCAGGGCAAAGAUUAUGUAUCUCAGAUAAAGUAAAUGUUCCAGGACAAGGAACUUAUGAAAAAUUAGGCUACAUUUAUGCAAAAUUCGCAGGAGUAGUUAAAGUAUUGAAGCACGAUGAUACAUGCUCAAUUUCAGUUCAUGGCAUGAUAGAUCAAAGUAUAGUACCUGCUCCUGGAGAUAUAGUUACUGCAAUGGUAACGAUUGUUAAUCAACGAUUUUGUAAAUGCACAAUAAAAUGUAUAGGUGACAUAGUUUUAAGCCGACCAUAUAGGGGGAUUCUUCGAAAAGAAGAAGUAAAAGCAGUGGGUAAAGAUGCAACAGAAAUGUACAAAUCUUUUCGACCUGGUGACAUAAUUCUUGCAAGAGUUUUACCAAUGACCGAAGCACAUACGUAUCAACUUAGCACAGCAGAAAAUGAAUUAGGAGUUGUUAUUGCGCACAGCGAAGAGGGAAUUGCCAUGGUGCCAGUAAGUUGGACAGAGAUGCAGUGUCCAAAAACUUUAAUAAAGGAAUUGCGAAAAGUGGCUAAAAUUGUACCAGAAGAGGUUGCUCUUUUAGAUUCAGCAUAAUUUUAAUACAUAAACAUCGGUACCUACUGAUAAUUAACUAUACUU
Molecule: messenger RNA, 700 nt
Organism: Ceratosolen solmsi marchali
Lineage: Eukaryota; Metazoa; Arthropoda; Insecta; Hymenoptera; Agaonidae
Gene: Csl4
Product: exosome component 1 Csl4
Exons: 5
Coding region: 62-655 (197 amino acids)
Biological process (GO): RNA processing
Cellular component (GO): cytoplasm; nuclear exosome (RNase complex)
Molecular function (GO): RNA binding
Source: RefSeq, a predicted model, not a curated record